AUGGAAUUAUCUGAUACUUACAAAGCAGAGCACUUCACGAAGUUCUCGGAUACUUUAAAGGAAUAUAGAAUUGAACAGAAUAAUGAGCAAAACCCCACUGACCCCUUCAACAUUAUAAGAGAGUUUCGCUCAUCCGCUGGGCAACUUGCUUUAAAAUUUGCCAAUUCAACAGACCAGCAAAAUCUCAUAUCUUCUACGGAUUGGGAACUGGAGGCCAGAUUUUGGCAUUUAGUAGAACUGUUAAUGGUUUUUAGAAACGCUGAUCUUGAUCUCGACGAGAUAGACCUUCAUCCUUAUAAUUCAAGGGCUUUAUUCAAAAAAAAAUUAAUGCAAGGGAAUACUGAUCUUUAUCAAAUAUGGAUUGUGAUGGUUUGGCUGAGGGAAAAUACACAUGUAGAAGAUAGACCUAAAAAUAUUCCAACUUCUAAAUGGUCAAAUAGUAUUACUUCUGGGGGAUUGAAGAGUUGUGACUUGGAUUUUCCCUUACGUGAAAAUAACAAUGUCCUUGAUGUUAAAGAUAAAAAAGAAGAUCAUAUCUUUUUUAAGUACAUUUACGAGCUUAUUUUAGCUGGUGCAGUUGAUGAAGCAUUAGAGGAAGCAAAACUGACUGAUAACAUUACAAUUUGUAUGAUAUUGUGCGGAGUUCAGGAAUAUUUAAAUCCCGUCAUCGAUAAACAGAUUGCAAAUGAAUUCGAUACUCAGCAAGGAAUCAAAAAGCACUCUUUGUGGAGGAGAACUGUUUUCAGUCUUUCGCAACAGCCAGGAUUGGAUCCUUAUGAAAGGGCAAUAUACUGCUACUUAAGUGGUGAUAUUCCAAGCCAAGAAAUUUUGCAAUAUUCAGAUUGGGAAUCUGAUCUUCACCUAUAUUUAAAUCAGAUAUUACAGAUUGAAAUUGAAAAUUACCUUUUAAAAAAUAAUCAAAUAAGUACUGAUGAAUUGAUCCUACCAUUACCCUCUCAUGCAUUAACUGUACAAGAAGUGCUUAACAGAGUGGCAGCAAGACACCCUUCAGAAAGUGAACACCCCAUCAGAGUUUUAAUGGCAUCCGUUAUACUAGAUUCUCUACCAUCCGUUAUUCAUUCAUCUGUAGAAAUGCUCCUUGACGUUGUAAAAGGAACAGAAACAAGUAACGAUAUCAUAGAUAAGCCUUAUCUUCUGAGAAUAGUGACACAUUUAGCCAUUUUCCUGGACAUAAUCAACCCAGGUUCUGUUGAAGAGGUUGACAAAUCCAAACUGAUUACCACAUAUAUCAGUCUCCUAAAACUACAAGGGCUUUAUGAAAAUAUUCCAAUAUACGCUACUUUUCUCAAUGAAUCAGACUGCUUAGAGGCAUGUUCUUUCAUAUUAUCUUCUUUAGAGAAUCCACAGAUAAGGCAAAAACAAAUCGAAAUAAUCAACUUUUUGAAACUACCUGCCUCAAAUAUUUUGAGAAGAACCACCCAGCGUGUUUUUGAGGAAACAGAGCACGAAUAUUCACCAUCUAACGAAAUCUCCAUAUCUUUCGAUGUAAACAACAUUGAUAUGCACUUGAUAUGUGGUGUGGAAUGGCUUAUUGAAGGAAAGCUUUACGUGGAUGCUGUCCACUCCAUAAUCGCCCUAUCGAGAAGGUUUUUAUUAAAUGGCCGUGUCAAGGCUCUUGAGCAAUUUAUGAAAAGAAACAGUUUUGAAAAAAUAUGCAAGAAUUAUGAGUUAGAGAAAAUAGCUGAAAACAUUUCUGGAAAUGGUGAUGAAAAAGAAGAUCAAUUUUUGAAAGAGAUAACUCAAUAUGAGCAUCUGAUCCAAGGUAUAGAGAAAUAUGAAGAAUGGCAGAAAUCCGUCAGUUUAUUAAAUUCAGAAUCGAACAUUCCCACUUUAAUAGAGAAAUUGCAAGGAUUUUCAAAGGAUACAUUUGAGUUGAUCAGGUCAUUUUUAGUGGAGUUAACUUCUAUGGACCUUAUCAAUUCGAUAGAUUAUGAAAUUCUCUAUGAAAUUAGAGCCCUAUAUACUCCAUUUCUAAUAAUGGAAUUGCAUAAAAAAUUAGUGGAAGCCGCCAAGUUGCUGAAGAUUCCAAAGUUUGUCUCAGAAGCUCUGGAGUUUACCUCAUUGGUUGCUAAUGAGAACGACAAGAUUUAUCUAUUAUUCCAAUCCAGUGGAAAAUUGAAAGAAUAUCUGGAUCUCGUUGCUCGCACGGCUACGCUUCUGAAUUGA
Molecule: messenger RNA, 2187 nt
Organism: Saccharomyces mikatae IFO 1815
Lineage: Eukaryota; Fungi; Ascomycota; Saccharomycetes; Saccharomycetales; Saccharomycetaceae
Gene: NUP84
Product: Nup84p
Exons: 1
Coding region: 1-2187 (728 amino acids)
Biological process (GO): regulation of DNA-templated transcription; mRNA export from nucleus; post-transcriptional tethering of RNA polymerase II gene DNA at nuclear periphery
Cellular component (GO): nuclear pore; nuclear pore outer ring
Molecular function (GO): structural constituent of nuclear pore
Source: RefSeq, a predicted model, not a curated record